This is a messenger RNA of Pelobates fuscus (common spadefoot toad), 3754 nucleotides long. RefSeq names its product hephaestin like 1 (gene HEPHL1). The transcript has 20 exons. The coding region runs from base 67 to 3477 and encodes 1136 amino acids. Gene Ontology annotation, molecular function: ferroxidase activity; copper ion binding. The record is from RefSeq and is a predicted model, not a curated record. Lineage: Eukaryota; Metazoa; Chordata; Amphibia; Anura; Pelobatidae.
CUAACAUUUCUGCAAUGUCUGGGACAGUUUCACACAGUGCAGCCCAGCCUGUCAGCUGCCACUAAAAUGCCUUCCUUGUACUGUGUGAGUCUGCUCACUCUCCACGUCCUCUGGGCCAGAUUUCAUUCUGUUGAAUCAGAGACAAGGACCUAUUAUAUUGGGAUAGUGGAGGAGACUUGGGACUAUGCCCCAUCAGGAAAAAAUCUCAUCACAGGACAGGACAUAGGCGAGGACAGUGAUGCGUCAGUAUUCUUGGAAAAUGGAGGGGACAAAAUUGGACGCAUUUACAAAAAAGCUAUUUACAAACAAUUCACUAAUUCGGCCUACACCAAGGAAAUAAUGAAGCCAAUCUGGCUCGGGUUCCUGGGGCCAAUUAUCAAGGCUGAGGUGGAAGACACAAUAAUUGUUCAUCUAAAAAAUAUGGCUUCCCGUGCGUACACGCUUCAUCCACACGGGGUGUUCUACAAGAAGGAUUCAGAAGGGGCCUUUUAUCCAGAUGGAACCAAGAAAGCUGAUAAACGUGAUGAUUUUGUCCCUCCAGGAGGGCAGCAUACUUACACUUGGAUAGUCAAACAGGAAUACGCCCCCACUGCAGAAGACCCUAACUGUCUGACUUGGAUCUACCAUUCACACACCGACGCACCGAGGGAUAUAGCAAGUGGAUUAAUAGGAGCCUUGCUGACUUGCAAAAAAGGGACACUAGAUAGAUCUUCAAAUCGCUUGGAUGUGAAUAAAGAUUUCAUCCUGAUGUUCAGUGUGGUGGAUGAAAAUAUAAGCUGGUAUCUGGAAGACAACAUUCAAACAUUUUGCACCGAGCCUGAGACUGUAGAUGUGGAUAACGAAGAUUUUCAAGAAAGCAAUAAAAUGCAUGCAAUUAAUGGCUACCUUUUUGGAAACCUACCUGGCGUGGACAUGUGCCUCGGUGACUCUGUGUCCUGGCACCUAUUUGGGAUUGGCAAUGAAGUUGAUAUUCACUCUGCUUAUUUCUAUGGCCACACUGUCACCAACCAGGGACACAGAACUGAUGUCAUCAACCUUUUUCCUGCUACAUUUGUAACUGUUGAGAUGAGGCCGUCAACUCCUGGGAAGUGGAUGUUGAGCUGUCAAGUUAAUGACCACAUUCAAGCUGGAAUGUUGGGUCUCUACAAUGUGUCAACGUGUGGAAAGGAUAUUGUAUCUCCAUCCACUGGAACCGUGAAGAAAUACUAUGUUGCUGCUGAACUCGUACUAUGGAAUUAUGGCCCAACGAACUAUAACACGUUCACCGGUGACUUGCUUAAUGAAACCGACAGUGAUUCAGAGUUAUAUUUUUCAAAAAAUGAUGUACUGAUUGGAGGAAAAUACUGGAAAGUUCAGUACAUAGAGUAUGCUGAUGAGUUAUUCACUGUUAGGAAGAACCGUUCAGACAGUGAAGAGCACCUUGGAAUACUUGGUCCAGUGAUUAAGACUGAAGUUGGCGAUACUAUACUAGUUGUUUUUGCAAACAAAGCAGACCGAGCAUACAGCAUCAUGGCACAUGGAGUGUCAUUCAGCAAAGAAUCAGAAGGUGCGGGAUAUGCCGAUGGUUCUGUGAAAAACGGAGCUCUUGUGGAACCUGGUGACACAUUCACAUACACAUGGGAAGUCCUUGAAAACGAUGGGCCCACACCCAGUGACCCAAAUUGCCUCACUUACCUUUACUAUUCAGCAGUGGACCCAGUCAAGGACACUUAUUCUGGACUCGUGGGUCCUCUUCUAGUCUGCAGAAAAGACUCUCUCACUGCAGAUAACAAACAGGUACAAAUAGAUAAAGAAUUUUAUUUGCUGUUCAGUGUAUUUGAUGAGAAUUUGAGCUGGUACCUCAAUGCAAACAUGAAUGGAUCAAAUAUUAACAUCGAGGAUGAGGAUUUUCACGAGUCCAAUAAAAUGCAUGCUGUAAAUGGCUACAUGUACGGAAACCUGCCUGGCCUAGAAAUGUGUAGGAUGGCAAACAUAUCCUGGCAUCUGAUUGGACUUGGCACAGAGAUUGAUAUACACGGAAUUUAUUUUGAAGGCAACAAUCUUGAUAUUGGAGGGAUGACCAGAGAUACAGUUAGUCUCUUUCCUCACACCGCAUUAACAGCAUACAUGGUGCCAGAUGAGGCAGGUGUUUUUGGAGUAUCUUGUCAAACUAUGGAUCACUAUAUUACCGGCAUGAAACAUACGUACACGGUGUCGCCAUGUAACAGUGAGACUGAGAAACAGUAUGGAACUGUAAGGACUUACUUUAUUGCGGCUGAGGAAGUGGAGUGGGACUAUUCCCCAGACAGAACGUGGGAGCUCGAGAAGCAUAUGGCGCAUGGAGAGGAACACAACAGCCCAGGCAAUAUAUUCAUUAAUAAAGAGGACGACCGCAUUGGCUCUGUUUACCGAAAAGUGGUUUAUCGAGAAUACACAGACGGGCAGUUUUCAGUGCAGAAGAAACGAACUCCAGAAGAGAAACAUCUAGAAAUAUUAGGCCCAUUUAUUCGAGCAGAGGUUGGAGACAGCAUUCUGAUUGUGUUUAAGAAUAAAGCAUUUCGCCCGUAUUCCAUUUACGCUCAUGGAGUGGUGGCUGUGAAUCAUGGUAAAGGAAAUAGUAUUGAGGCAACACCACCUGGAGGAACACGCACAUACCAAUGGAAUGUUCCAGAAAGGUCUGGUCCAGGAAACAACGAUCCUGACUGUUUGACAUGGGCCUAUUACUCCAAAGAAGAUUUUGUCAAGGAUAUUAACAGUGGCUUGGUGGGGCCACUUUUAACUUGCAGGAAAGGUGUGCUAAACAGUCAGGGAUUAAGAAGAGAUGUAGCCCGCGAAUUUGCACUAUUAUUUCUGGUGUUUGACGAAAACAUGUCUUGGUACUUGGACAGUAAUAUUGAAGAAUAUGUUCAGAAAAAUCCCAGUGAUGUAAACAGAACAGAAGAAUUUGAAGAAAGCAAUAAAAUUCAUGCAAUUAAUGGGAAGAUCUAUGGCAAUCUCCAUGGGUUAACUAUGGUCGAAGGAGAAAAGACUAACUGGUAUCUAAUUGGUCUAGGAAAUGAGGUUGACAUGCAUACGGUGCAUUUCCAUGCUCAGAGCUUUCUUUAUAGGAAAGACAAGGAGCAUCGAGCUGAUGUGUUUGACCUUUUUCCGGGGACAUUUCAGACUAUAGAACUGGUAGCUGGCAACCCUGGCACAUGGUUAUUACAUUGCCAUGUGACAGACCACAUUCACGCUGGCAUGGAAACUACUUUUACUGUAAAGAGAGCAGGUGAAAGAGCCUUCCCCACAGAAAGCAAUGAUUCUGAACCAAGUGGAGUUCCCUUUUUUGGCCAAGUCAUAUCGGCUUCGAAAGCACACAUAGCAUUGAUCUCUCUUCUAGCGAUUGGUCUUUUGCUUUUAGUUUUGCUGAUAAUAGCGUUCACACUUUUUAUCUGUACGACAAAGAGGGCUCAGUACAGCACGAUCCACAACGGAGUUCUUCCUUUUAAUAAUCUGUGAAUGCAUCGUUUGGUCGCACAGCCUAUAACCCAGUACACUGAUGGCUAACUUUGGCCCUCAAGUCUUCCUGAGCAUUAUGGGACACGUAUUGCGCAAACAUAUGCAGUGCCAAGAGUAUAUAGCCAUCACUGUUCUAAUAUGACUCUGAUUUAAUUCCAUGAUGAUGCACUUUAUUUGCCCGUGUUUACGCUCUCAGCACAAAUCCACUGGAUAUUUUAUUUCAUAAAAUUUCAUUCAAAUACUGUAGAAUUUCAGAAAAUGUAAGAAACUGUGUUUU